This is a messenger RNA of Oreochromis niloticus (Nile tilapia), 4944 nucleotides long. It is a transcript of the gene oplah, whose product is annotated as 5-oxoprolinase, ATP-hydrolysing. Gene Ontology annotation, cellular component: cytosol. Gene Ontology annotation, molecular function: 5-oxoprolinase (ATP-hydrolyzing) activity. The coding region runs from base 489 to 4412 and encodes 1307 amino acids. The transcript is spliced from 29 exons. NCBI's taxonomy places the organism in Eukaryota, Metazoa, Chordata, Actinopteri, Cichliformes, Cichlidae. Gene Ontology annotation, biological process: glutathione metabolic process. The record is from RefSeq and is a predicted model, not a curated record.
GUGGACUUCCUGCGUGCCUUUUAUCACCGUUGUCACAUUUUGUAGCGUUUUCUCGUUGUUGCUGUUUAGCAUUUAACCCCCCCUAAUUUUCAAGUGCACAUGAGGCUCGUUUAAACGCAAAGUCAGUCCCACCUUCCACAGCCCCUUCUCCUUUGCGAGCACUUUCACCCAGUAACUCGAGAUGAGAUGCUCAAAUUAUAGACCUCGAGCUCCCUGCAAGAGUUGGGGGAGGCGGAGUUAAGACCGGACAGCGGCACCGAGGAGCUACUUCGACGUGAUUCCUCUUGGAAAAGGAGGCAGAGCGGGGUUAUAGGAGGAGGAUCUGACCGACGUCGGAUUAUCAGAGAUUAGCAGACUGGCAGUGCCGCAGCAGUGCCCGGAGGACAGUCUGGAGUCAUAUAAACAAAGAAAACCCUGGAGGUCUAGCAGAGAGGAGGAAAGUGAGUGAAGGAUGAUAGACUUGGGAGCGACACUUUAUUUUCUUCACUAUGGCUGAGACUAAGGGGAAAUUUGACUUUGCCAUCGACCGGGGUGGCACCUUCACCGAUGUGUUUGCCCGGCUGCCCGAUGGUCGUGAGAGAGUCCUGAAGCUGCUGUCCCGGGACCCCCAGAACUACAAAGAUGCUCCCACUGAGGGGAUCCGCAGAGUCUUAGAGGAGGAAACAGGGAAGGCGUAUCCCCGCGAUCAGCCUGUAGACACUUCUCUGAUUGGCUGGAUCAGAAUGGGAACUACAGUAGCAACCAACGCGCUGCUGGAGAGGGAGGGAGAAAGGACGGCGCUCCUGGUCACAAAGGGAUUCAAGGACUUGCUGCACAUUGGCACUCAGGCCAGGCCAAAGCUGUUUGACUUGGAGGUCGCGAUGCCUGACGUCCUGUACGAGGAGGUGAUCGAGGUGGACGAGCGAGUCGUCCUCAGGCAAGAUGGUUGUCAGCUGCCCAGAAAAGAUCCCGAACGGAUUGUCACAGGCAGUACUGGGGAUUCUCUUGAGCUGUGGAAGGAGUUAGACCUGGAGCAAGUAGAAAAGGACCUGAGAGGAGUUUUGUCCCGUGGUAUCACCAGUCUGGCUGUCCUUCUUCUGCACUCAUACACAUGGUCCGAGCAUGAGAAAGCAGUGGGCUCUCUGGCUCGUCGCUUGGGCUUCAGCCAGGUGUCUCUUUCUAGUGAGGUCAUGCCGAUGGUGCGGGCGGUGCCUCGAGGAUAUACAGUCUGCGCCGACGCCUACCUCACACCCAAAAUUCACCAGUAUCUAAAAGGUUUCACCUCGGGCUUCAAAGAUGGCCUGAAGGAUGUAGAUGUCUUGUUCAUGCAGUCAGAUGGAGGCUUGACUCCCAUGGAGCAGUUCUGCGGUUCACGGGCUAUUCUAUCCGGCCCAGCGGGAGGUGUGGUGGGAUACGCCAUCACCUCCUACAGCCAGAUGGAGAAAAAGCCUGUGAUUGGCUUUGACAUGGGCGGAACCUCCACAGAUGUGAGUCGGUAUGCAGGCCAGUAUGAGCAUGUGUUUGAGGCUACCACAGCUGGAGUCACCCUGCAAGCACCUCAGCUGGACAUCAACACCGUGGCUGCAGGCGGAGGAUCGCGACUGUUUUUCAGAUCCGGGAUGUUUGUAGUUGGACCAGAGUCUGCAGGAGCACAUCCAGGACCAGCCUGCUACAGAAAAGGUGGACCUCUGACUGUGACAGAUGCUAACUUAGCCCUGGGUCGUCUCAUCCCUUCCUUCUUCCCAAAGAUCUUUGGGCCCAAAGAGAAUGAGCCUUUGUCCCUGGAAGAGACCACAAAGCAUUUCCACCAACUCACUGAAGAGAUCAAUGUCUUCCUGUCUUCAAACCAAUCACAGGCUGAUGCUAAUGGGGCCAACCACUCACACAGCAGCCAAUCAGAGAUGAGCAUGGAAGAGGUUGCCAUGGGAUUCAUUCGUGUCGCCAAUGAGGCAAUGUGCCGGCCAAUCAGAGCUCUCACACAGGCCAAAGGCCACGAUACAUCUCAGCAUGUGCUGGCGUGUUUCGGGGGGGCAGGCGGUCAACAUGCUUGUGCGAUUGCCCGCUCUCUUGGAAUGAAGACUGUCUUUAUACAUAAGUACAGCGGCGUGCUGUCAGCGUACGGUCUGGCUCUAGCAGAUGUGGUGGAGGAGGUGCAGGAGCCGUGCUCUCUGCAGUACGAGCCGGCGUCCUUCAGUGAGCUCGAUCAAAGGGUGGAGCAGCUGUCCAAACGCUGCCGCGAUACACUCUGUGCGCGAGGCUUCACCAGCGGUCAGAUAACCACCGAGGUUUUCCUCCACAUGCGUUACGAGGGCACGGACUGCGCUCUCAUGGUUACCGCUGCCGGAUACCCCAGCAACGCCCGGUCCUGUAGAGCCGGAGACUUCCGCAGUGCCUUCACCAAACGUUAUCUGAAGGAGUUCGGGUUCACCAUCCCAGACAGACCCAUCGUGGUGGAUGACAUCAGAGUGAGGGGUUGUGGGAAAUCUGGUAUUACAUCAGUUUACAAAGCAGAAAUGGGACACAGACAGGCCAAACCAGCCACGAUAACCAAGUGCUACUUUGAGGGCGGUUACCUCGACACCAGUGUGUAUCUAUGGGAGGAGCUGCCGUGUGGUCACAGCAUCCAGGGACCAGCCAUCAUCAUUGACAAAAACAGCACCAUCCUGGUGGAGCCCUGCUGUGAGGCUCGUCUGACAGAAGGUGGUGACGUUUGCAUGACAGUAGGCUCAGACCCUCACUGUGCCCUCGGCACUGAGCUCAACACAGUGCAGCUCUCCAUCUUUUCCCAUCGCUUCAUGAGCAUCGCGGAGCAGAUGGGCAGAGUUCUGCAAAGAACUUCCAUCUCCACGAACAUCAAGGAGCGACUCGACUUCUCCUGUGCUGUGUUUGGACCGGAUGGAGGUCUGGUGUCCAACGCGCCUCACAUCCCCGUCCACCUGGGAGCCAUGCAAGAGACUGUCCAGUACCAGCUCAGAUCACUUGGGAAUAAGCUCAAAGAAGGGGAUGUGAUUUUGAGUAACCACCCAUGUGCUGGGGGCAGCCAUCUCCCAGACCUCACAGUGAUCACACCGGUGUUUAGAAAAGGAGUGAGCAGCCCUGUGUUCUUUGUGGCCAGCAGGGGGCACCACGCCGACAUCGGUGGCAUCACUCCAGGCUCCAUGCCACCCCAUUCCACUUCCCUUCAGCAGGAGGGUGCUGUCUUCACUUCCUUUAAGCUUGUCACUGGUGGGGUCUUCCAGGAAGAAGCUGUAACUGAAGCUCUGAUGGCUCCAGCCCAAUACCCAGGCUGCUCUGGGACUCGAAAUCUCCAUGACAACCUGUCAGACCUGCGGGCUCAGGUGGCGGCCAAUCAGAGAGGGAGCCAGCUGGUGGGGGAGCUGAUUGACAGUUAUGGACUUGCUGUGGUUCAGGCCUACAUGGGAUACAUCCAGAGCAACGCAGAACUGGCAGUGAGGGACAUGCUGAGAGACUUUGCACGGCGACGGCGGCAGGAGACGGGCUCCUUGGAGGUGGAGUCAGAGGAUUUCAUGGACGACGGAACACCAAUCAGACUGCGGGUUCAGAUUAAUGAAGAAGAGGGCAGUGCGGUGUUUGACUUCACAGGGACAGGAACAGAGGUGUGGGGGAACUGCAACGCUCCACGGGCCAUCACCCUGUCUGCUCUUAUCUACUGCCUGCGCUGCAUGGUUGGACAGGACAUCCCCCUCAAUCAGGGUUGCCUCGCACCCAUCAAUGUCAUCAUCCCUCCUGGGUCCAUCCUCCAGCCUUCCCAGAAUGCAGCUGUGGUUGGAGGAAAUGUGCUCACAUCCCAGAGAGUGGUUGAUGUGAUUUUUAAGGCGUUUGAGGUGUGCGCGGCCUCACAGGGCUGUAUGAACAACAUUUCAUUUGGAAGUGAGAAAAUUGGUUAUUAUGAGACAGUUGCUGGAGGAGCUGGGGCAGGGCCGGGGUGGAACGGGCGGAGUGGAGUCCAUACUCACAUGACAAACACCCGCAUCACUGACCCAGAGAUUCUCGAGAAGAGGUAUCCAGUGGUUUUAGAGCAGUUCUCUCUACGGCCCGGCUCGGGGGGUGCAGGGAAAUACCGCGGUGGAGACGGUGUGAUUCGUAAACUUCUGUUCAGGAACAAGGUUGUUCUGUCAGUACUGACAGAGAGGCGAUCCACUCGCCCCUAUGGCCUCCGGGGGGGAGAUGAUGGUGUAGCAGGGUUGAACCUCCUCCACAGAGCUAAAGGCAGAGUCCUCAACCUGGGAGCCAAAACCAGUGUCAGCCUUGAGCCCGGGGACAUGUUCUGCCUCUACACCCCUGGAGGAGGUGGAUAUGGAAAAGAAGAGGAAGCAAACAAUAGGCCUCAGACCAAGCGAAGGCGCUUGAAUGAGACAUUCCCCGAGAGGGGUAGCAUCUUUGAAUACAGAAUGGCACAAGAGGGAGUGUGAAAAGAAGUGAGAAAAGGAGGAAGAGUUAAGACAGUUUUGUCAUUGUACUGCGAAAAAUAUGCGAGACACAUACUGAGUAAAAAGGAUUUCAAGCCUACAUGCAGGCUGGCAAAAUUUCAGAUUUUUACUUGAACACCAUUAAAAGAUGUUUUUUUUCCCUUUUUUUUUUUGCAGUGUCUGUGUUUAAAAGAUGCAGCACAGAAAAAUGUGGCGUGUUACGCAGACAGAUUGUGCUUACAUUUGCAGGGAAGUUGGCUAAAUACUAAUAACUCAGGCUGGGUCUGUCCUCACCAGACUAAAUAUGGCAUCAAAAGGACCUUUGUAACGGACAUACAGUUGUUAUAUAUCGCAUGUCCAUCGCUCUGUUCUUAUACUGAAUCUGCUCAGUAGUUUUUAUUUUUUAGUUCCAUUUGAUGCUUUUUCAAAAAGCAUUAUUUGAGACCUCAAAGAGUCUGUUUUUGUCUAAUAUCGAUUUCAAGAUGUUUUUCUUGUCCUAACAAAUCAGAUAAAUAAACUCUAUUUCUACUAAAAA